This is a messenger RNA of Daucus carota subsp. sativus, 960 nucleotides long. Its product is annotated as ethylene-responsive transcription factor 1A. The coding region runs from base 110 to 754 and encodes 214 amino acids. Gene Ontology annotation, biological process: regulation of DNA-templated transcription; ethylene-activated signaling pathway. Gene Ontology annotation, molecular function: DNA binding; DNA-binding transcription factor activity. The record is from RefSeq and is a predicted model, not a curated record. The transcript has a single exon. NCBI's taxonomy places the organism in Eukaryota, Viridiplantae, Streptophyta, Magnoliopsida, Apiales, Apiaceae.
UUUCCAUACAUAAUUUGAUCAUUCUUCUUCCUCUACAAACACACUCCUGAAAGUUUCGAGCUGCUUCAACACUGUAAAACAUAAAACUAAUGACACAUUGUAUUUGACAAUGGACAACAACAUGAGCUUCGAUUCAGAUUUUUCAUUCCUCGAUUCGAUUCGACGACACCUUCUCGAUGAUCACGCAGCAGCAGACACGAAUCCUAGCAACUCACCUGCAAUAUAUUGCCGCAGUGAUCCCUCCAGCACCGAUAACAAUAACUCGAGAGAGUUAGAGUUGAAGUUAAACGACAAUGAUUCUCAAAACAUGGUGCUCAAUGACAUGCUCAAUGACGCAGUCAACAUUGGGAGCAUGUCGUCAAUGCAAGAACCGAUUUGUGAUGUCAAGUGCGAAGCUGAUCAAAAUUAUAUUAAUCAGGCAGCGGUGGAGGUGGCGGCGCAGCCGUAUAUGAGAAAGUACAGAGGCGUGAGACAAAGGCCUUGGGGGAGGUUCGCGGCGGAGAUUAGGGAUCCGGCGAAGAAUGGAACUAGGGUGUGGCUAGGAACGUAUGGGAGCGCGGAGGAUGCUGCUUUGGCUUAUGACAAGGCAGCAUUUCGCAUGCGCGGAGCACGGGCAAUAUUGAAUUUCCCGCUUCUGGUGAACUCCGGUUUGCCCGAACCGGUGAAAGUUGUAGAUAAGAGGUAUUCGGAGUCGUCUGAGUGUUCGUGGGAGGAGAAUGUGUCGCCUAAGAAGAGGAAGAGAGUGGUGAGAUGAUAAUUAGUAACUGUAUUUGUAUUUCGAGUGUUGUGAAACAUCUGAGUAAAUUAAAAAAAUCAGAUUUACAAAUAAAUAAAAUGGAUUAGUUUUUAUAUAAGUUGGUUACUUCUACUUGUUGGUGUGGAUUUUAGAGCUGUAUUAUGUAUUUUUAUAUUUUAGGUGCAUCCAAAAUUUUAAUGAAACAAAAAGCAUAUUAUUAAUCA